Messenger RNA from Drepanopeziza brunnea f. sp. 'multigermtubi' MB_m1, 8823 nucleotides. NCBI's taxonomy places the organism in Eukaryota, Fungi, Ascomycota, Leotiomycetes, Helotiales, Drepanopezizaceae. The record is from RefSeq and is a predicted model, not a curated record.
AUGGCAUAUAUAACGGGCGUGCGUGCUGGUAACUGGGCUGAGUUGAAGAGACACUGGUGGCAGCUGGACGGGCCAUCCAAACACCUCCAAGAGCGAGUGUCACGCCACCUGCAGAAAUAUGUCCCCCAAUCUUUUGUGGGCACCGUUGUCAAGGGGGGGGAGGGGACGGAGGCGAAGAAACCUAGUUCCCUGGGGAUAUAUCUCGGCAAAUUUAGCAGUCCGAUAUCAGACGCGCAAGCGAGAGUGCUGCUGGACCGAGAGAUGGUGGUCCUCAAUCCGCUGCAGCCGGAUAUCAAGCGGGCCUUGGAGGAGAUGUCUGGCCGCGGAACUCUCCCGAAGCACAUAAUAGGAAGAAUCGAUCUGAACAAUGUCCUGGCGGCUGCGACCACGGCGGGGAAGUCGGAAGACUUUAUUCUCUCCUGUCUGGACCGGACGAUGAGCGUGAUGAUUGCCGCAUUUCGGGGUGCCGAAGGUGGAAAUAAUGGAUUUAGCGGAGUCUUGCUGGCCGGCUGGGAGAUUUUUUCCUCGCCCGUCUUCCACGAGCUCUGCAGGGUCAUUUCCGCUUCUGGUCUCGAAAUUUACGUCGAAACAUCAGCGCCCGAUUUCUUGCCGGACGGAAAUGUCUUGUCUUGUAGCUCUAUUGCAGGUCUGAUUAUUCGAAACGGCCUGGUCCUACCCGAUGGCGAGAAACGAGAUUGCUUCGACAUGGAACGCUUACGGACCACCGUGAAAUCCUUCGUCUCACAGUCAUGUGUGCGAGUCUUUACGGUUUUCGUCUGGGAGACGGUGGAUGACGGAGUGAUUCUGUCCAAUGCCGUAUUGAAGCGGACAUUCGCUUGGUGCAAUUUCUAUAGUGUAGUGUCUUGGAUAGGAGCUAAGAAGGCCCUCACGGAUGCGACAGCUGAGGCUGUCGAAGUGGAGCCGCUGAGUGCAUUCGCCUGGCUGAAAGAGCGACGAGUGAUGGAACUUCACGACAUGUGGAAAAAGAUAAAGGCUCCCCAAACUGCGAACCACCGCCACUCCGUGAUUGGACGCCACGACUACAUGUUCCCAAGUCUCCAAGCUGCUAGAGAUGACAGCGCGUGCCAGCAUGACGAGGCCAGCCCAGCACCUUCGGCGGUCAAUGGUGGCUUCCAAGAGAGCAUGGAGUGGUUCGUGCUGCGAGAUGGAGCCAGGGGCGAUCCAUUGUGCGUGUCUGCAUCUGGUGCCAGCUACGAUGGGCUCGGCUGUUUUCCAGUCGGUCUCGAUAUCGGGCUUGAUGAUUUCCAGGAGGUUGUCUUUUCGCAAAGGAAGCUCCGGAAGCUAGAGCUGCUAAAUACAGUUCCCGCCACCGAACUGCGCGAGUACGGCAGGAUCUUCGGCACCUUCCUCGCCCAGGCCAAUGUCCCCGGCGAGCAAUCACUGCUUGGAGCCCCCUCGGUCCGUCAUUUCGUCAAGACUCUGGCUGACACUCUGACGGCAUCUCCCGAUGAUGGGUCUCGCGGCAUCCGACUCUUUUUGGGACUCCAUUCGGGAUUCCAGCGAACUACCGAGAGGCAGUUCUGGGCCGUCUACCACGCUCAUCCGGCAAAAGCGACGGCCGACAUCUAUAUCUCCAAGAAUGCGCAAGACGUGGUGGGUACCCUCCUACACACCUACCUCUCGAGUCGUGGCGUGAGUCGAAGGGCGUGCAUUAAAGCAGAAACGGCAUACAACCGGUGGAACAAGACCCUGCUCUCCCGUCAUGGCAUCCCACCACGACUUGUGCAAGACGUCGAGCUAUUGUCGCCAGAAGAGUGCCUGCAGCUUCUUCAGCGCGCCUCUCUGGCGCCCGAUGCUGAAAAGUGCUCCAUCCUCGGCGGCAUCAAAGCUGCGGCGACAGAGCGUCUCGUCGACAUUCCCACCUGGAACCAGCUCAAGACCGUCAACACAGUCGGAUUCUUAAAGGGAGAAGUUAGCAUCGAGCAACUUCUCGAAUCUCGUCUACGCUGGCAUUGCCAAGCCAAGCGCCGCCACCCGACCCUACCGGUUGCGGUAUUCUUGUUCCAUGAGAUCAGGGAGAAGGUUGAGACUGCGCUACGAUCGAGAAGCCACAAGGAUCUCCAGGCGAUGGUUGAUUCUCUCGGUCGGUUCCUCCAGAACUCCGCAGUCAGCGCCGUUGGGGACUUGUAUGCUUUAUCGCUGUUCUGCACCAUGCGCAAGCUCGCCUUUGAAGAAGUCUACGUUGAGGUCACCGAUCGUAACCCGCUCUUCAACGACCAGACGGAUCAAUCUGCUGCCUUCGCCGAGCUCUUCGCCUUGGGGUCGCGCUGCGAAUCAUACUUCGAUUGCAGUCCGAGUCAGUUUGGCGAGAUGCUUUCGGCCAAGUACCGCACCUUCUACUCGCUCCCUGCCCAUCAGCCGCCGAUGUUCAAGGAGACCAUGGCUGCGCUUCCGUCUGCCUAUGCCGAGGCACAGAUCGAUGUUGAUCCCAACUACAAGCCAACGGAGAUGGCAGCCUACAAGAGAUUCACAUUUUUGAGCAUCUUUGCGAUCCCAGCUCUGAUCGAUAUCAUGCUGCUCACGACUACCGGCCACGGGUUGUAUCUCAGCGGGAGCAAUGCGCAGAGAGACUACAUGUCGCCCGGAGAGCAACACAGUGCAACGACCGCAUUGAUGAUCUCCCUCCUGCUUUCUGGGGCGAUUGGCACCUGGAUCACUUGUGGUGGCACCUUCUACCUGGCUUCGAUGGCCUUCUCGGCCAUGAACUACUUUGUGGUCACCAGACUGCUCGGUGGGCUUGCCUUCACACUCGUCGUGGGAAUUGUGGGAUUCAUCGCGUUUGCCUGCUUGAAAACGGUCUACUUAGCUGGUGUGUUCUUCCUCUACCUGAUGGUUCUCACCACAUAUCUCUCGCUCCUGGCCGCCUUAGCGAACUACCAGUUCAUCGGUUCGGCAUUCCACUCUGGCCGCGCGACCAUCAUCGCCUGCAUCCCCAUACUGUUCGUAUCGCCCAUCGUCACCAUUUUCGUCCCGAAACACGAUGUCGCCAUCUACCUGACGGUACUCUACGUCUUCGUCAGCAUGCUCUUCGUUGGCGUCCGUCGCACGGGCUCAAAGUGGACUACGUGGUACCAGAAAGCCUCCCUCCUCGAUGACUCGACCCUGCGGAAUUGGUACAUCGAGAACAAGACUGCCAGUAUGAACGGCAUCGAAAAGAUGUCUGAUCCAGCUGUCUUGCGGUUCGCUCGACAGGCAUUGCUGGAAGACGUCGUCACCGAGCGUGCAAAGUCCAUCUUCUCGAAGAAGACCCAGGACCCACUGGUCAGCAGGCUGGUUGCCUCUUUCGACGGGACCAACUUUUUGAUGGACUGGUAUUGCCGAUCCACGGGUGUUCCAAAGCCCAUCAUGUUCAGCUCGGCCUGGAACGUUCAGACCAAAGUGGCCAUGUUUUCGAUCCAGAAGUCUCAGCUGGGUAUUAAAUUUCACAAUGGAUUUCUCCACUGGCGCCAGGCGGGAGAUGAGAUCGGGUGUACCAUGUUGUACUUCAUCGUUGCGUUGCUCGAUAAGUGGAUCUCUCUCUUGAAUGGCGGCGAUCUGAUCGGCCUCACGAGCUCCAACGUCUCGUUGACGAUGCCCGUCGGCUUUGGCCUCGCGUACUAUCUCGUUGGAGCUGUGUUGCUUGACUUCAACGCCAACAAGCUGCACGAACUUGCCGGCCGGGUCGACGAAGAAAUCAUCCCCACCGACGCUGAUCUCGCCCACGCGCUGAAGCAGAAGUCCGACAACCGCAGAAAGGUAUACUGGAAAACCCUUGCUCACUUCCUGAUGCUCCACGUCUGGGGAUUGGCGGUCGUCUCCGUCCUCAUCUGGGUUUUCGCGAGCCACAUUCCCAGCGAUGACGGCACGGUCAGCAGCCAGGGCACCAUCAUCUUCUUGUCGUAUGUCGUGGCCUAUACGGGUCUUUUGUGGUACCAGUAUACCAAGAUUUUCUCAGGCCCGCACGCUCUGAAGCCGCUCCUCAUCGGCGUCGCCGUCGGUCUCCCUCUCGGCUUUGUUCUGGACCACAAGUUGCCAAGCUUCCCAUACGGCAACAUCGUUGCCCUUGGUGCUGCAUGCUGGACUGUCGCCAUUCUCUCGCUUUGGGCUGGGAAGAUUGUAGGACCACCUGAAGACAGGCCUCGACCUCCUCUGUCGUCCCAGGGUGCCUACAACGCGUACUCGAGCCCCGGCCCAGAUCACGCAUGGUCACAGCCGGAACUCCGAAGCCUGUACGAGCAACUCUCGAGUCUCUCCAAGAAAGAACGCCUGACAGUGGAUCCCGAAUCAGCGUUCGGAAGCCACGUCAGACUGAUCAUCGAUCAGUUUAAUCAGGUUGAGCUGCCCGGAAUUGCCAAAAGUGCGUUCCCAGAUGCACCAGCCCUGCUCCAACUCAGCAUGCAGAUGUUCAGAGAGCGGGCAAUCCAUGUGGAACUAAUGUCGGUGGAGCACUUCUCGGACCCAAGCAUGCGGGCCAUCAGCUCCACUGAAGAUGGCCAGAUCCGUCUUUUGGUUGCUUGCGAGACGAGACGCGUGUCCAAGACGAAUGACCCCCUGCACGGUUUCUACUGGGACGUUGCUGAGCUGCUGGUACAGGUGACGGCCGAGAGAUUCAUGGGCUACAAUACCCCCGACGCUUUGCUGGCCAGGACACUUUGGCUGAGCAAUGGCACCUCAGAUAGCACCGCUCGCCCCGAUGUCCUGGAACGCCAUCUCAAGGUUCAGACGAGGAACGUGCCGGAGGUGCUGGACUAUCUGUCGAGAGAUAUCUUGAAAAGUCUGUGUCUUGGAUUCGACUGUAAUAUGGAUUCCGAGGACAUGCCUGCUGAGCUGCGGAAAUACAUCAUCGACCGUUGUCUCGGAGUCGUGGGACUCCUGACAGAAGACCAGGUCAUCAUGUUGGACAGCAAGCUGAACCACACCACCGGCCUCACGUUCGAGACAUACGUAGCCCGCUGCAACUACGCCGUCGUCUCGGGCUCUCAGAUGCUGGCUCGCGUCAACGCCUGGGCAGAUCAAGAACAGUGUUCAUCUAGCGGUGUAGCACCUCCCAAUCUCCAUUCGAGACAAAGCUAUCAUCAAUCCGCCUCCUUUCGGUCUAUCGAUAGCGAAACUAUGCAGCAGUCUGACUUGCUACUUGAUGGAUCGUCUCCUGGCUCAUCUACCCGAGUUCUCGACCUGCUUGCACACGCUACGCCUCUCAAACUUUCUGUGCGAGACAGAGUCAUCCACUACUCGGGUGUCGCGUACCACUUCGCUGGAAGGCUCUGCAAAUUCUUCAUGAUCGCGUUCGUGGCAGAUCCCGAGUUCCAGAGAGAGCUUCGCUGCAGUUUCCCGGGCAAUGCCAACGUCGGCAAUACUAUCACCCGAUUCGUCCUUCUCUCCAUCUGGGCAUGGUCUAAAGCUAUCCAACGAUUCCUGUUACCCGUGUUCCUGUUUCACGGUCGCCCAAAUGUAGUCACCACUUGGAAGAACCUCCACGGCAUGGAAGUUUCCAUAAAAAGAAAACGAAUCUUGAUCCGCAAUCUUGAAGGCACUUCAACAGGGUUCGUCCAUACUGUUGAUGAUUCCAGCUUCAAGCUUCUCCAAUACAAGGGCGACCACAAGACGGAGCCAACGACUCGAGAUAAGCUGGUCUCGAUCAACGUAUACAGCAACAACAUGUUUCUCAAGAGCCGUGUCGAGAUGGAGAAAGGUAAGACAGUCAACGACUAUACCUACGAGUACAGAGCGACAGACCCACGUGCAUCUCGCAGUAUGUCGAAGACCGACAUGUUGAAGGCCCCCAUCACCCGAAAGGGUGUCGCAGGGCGCAACGUUUUCCAAGACGUCUCGUAUAACGUCAAGGGUCAGAUCGAUUCUGGCUCUUAUCUCCUCGACGGCAACAUGAUCCGCUUCAAGUAUCACUACCAGAAGUCCAGCAAGCAUGGUGGCGCCCUUCUGCGAGCAGAGUUUGUACUUCCACACAUGAGCUGCACCGUUGCCUGGUGUGCCCCUCCGCGAAGAAAGGCAGAGAGACUUGACUCGUGGCUGCCCAACGCCCAGGUCACGGAAGCUACCUUCGUGAUGGGCCCUGACGUGUGGGAAAGCAAGUAUUUGUAUGACCAUAAAUUUCAUCCUACCAUCGUCACCAAGCUCAACGGACAAAAGGUAGACACGCCAGAUCUGAUCUUGCACGAUCAUCUCAACGUUUUAAAGAAGCCUGACCGCGUCUCAUUCCUGGACGACAAUCCACUAUACGGCUUCAGCUCGAUGAAAACAACCGCAGUAACGAGGUGGUUAGGGCUUCACACUCGGCACUUCCCCGUUUCGACAUCCCAAUCAAGGUCCUGGCUAUGGAAGGCAUGGAAAGAAGACCCUGCCUUCGACGGCGUUAUAGUUCGCUGGCUCGACGAGCGACUUCUUCGCCGCGACGAGAUUCUUGCUCCGUAUUGGCAUAAGCGCGAUAUGGCCAAGCUUGACGCUGCAGAGCAUUACCUCGACAAGAACCGCGAUGCCGUACUAGCGAGUACGGACCUCGACCAUACCGUGUCGUCUUGGACCCCCUUGGCCAUCAAAAUAAACGAUCUUUACAGCUUUGGCCAAGGAGGCGAUGCCUGCAGUCGAACCCGGUCUAACAUCACCACGCAAGGAGACGACGACGAAGCGGCACUCCAUGUCAUCGCCGUCGAUACCGGCACCUGGCCCAACGAAGGAGGCGGGGUGUCGGCGUGCCGCAGCGACGUGGUCAACAACCUUCGCACCAUCAAAUGGCACAUGGUGGCCGAGUCCGCUAACGACUUCGGCAUCCCGAAGCGUCAGAUUGAGCGCAAUAUUCAUUCGCUAAAAGUGAUUCCGCUCUGGGGUCUUGAUCUUAUGACGCCCACCCACGGACUCUUUAACAACCGUCUGGAUUCCGAAGUCGAGCAUAUCACGACGCACACCACGAUGUUGGAUAUCGAGCGAAACUUCGUGCCGAUCCUCGCGGCUCUCGUUCGUGGGGCCAGGUCGUUGGACUUCUCCAUGGCAGAUAUCCAGCAAGUGACUCGCGCUCUCAUCAACCUGAAUGCGUACUUUGAAAAAGGCCGCCAUUGGAGCGCUGUCUGGAGGAGUGACGCUGUCAAGUCCGCGUGGAGAAAUCUAUGGCUGUCUCAGAAGGCGGAUAACUCGCUCCCUUCUUCGCACUGGUUUACAACGGAGCUUCCAACCUUGGGCCAACUCGAUCAGGGACUUGAGCUCUGGUCCCGAUACUUGUUCAUCUAUUCGAUUCCGAUCCCCGAGAAGAUGCCUUCGGUCUUCCAGGCGUCCCAUCACAGUGUAUCCGCUUCGUAUGGAAUCGUUUGCAAGAUCAAGCGCGGAUGCACGCUGCAGAUCUGGGAUCACGCGAUCAGCUGGAGAGAAACAAACCUGUACCUCUCUUCGGCUCUCUGUUCUCUAUCACCGUUUACGAGAAACUCGUUGCUCGGACUGAUGCGUGUCACUUCGGUAUUGACGCUGCAUCAUGCGGACACAAUCCUGCCGUGUGCAGACUUCUUUAAUCCCAAUUGGGAGGUGGAGAUUGGUACUGGUCAGGGCAAGUUUGAGAAUCGAGAGAUGUUCAGGAGAAAGAUUGACCCUGUCGUCAAUGGAAUUACGAACAUGGAGCGUUUCGCUCCCGUGCAGGAGAUCAAGACCCAGAAGCCGACCGUCACCAUGCUCUCUCAUCUAUGGUUCGCGAAAGAUAUCAAAACGGCCUUGCUGUCAGCUGAUAUCAUCAUCAACAAAUGGGGCUUUUCCGACUACCAACUCGAGAUCUACGGUGCCAUGGAUAAGACACCUUCCUAUACGACCGACUGCCAGGAGAUUAUUGCCACCAAGUCUCUCCGCCAUAACGUUGGUCUGAAAGGCGAAGCAGACCCCAUCGCUGUCCUCGAACGCACCUGGGUCUUCCUCAACUCAUCCAUCUCCGAGGGGCUCCCUCUCGCCCUCGGAGAAGCAGCACUGACAGGCGCUCCUGUAGUCUGCACUGACGUCGGCGCAUCCCUGCGUGUGCUCACCAGUCCCGUAGAUGGAUCCCGCUACUCGGCUGUCGUCGCACCCAAUGACGCCCACGACAUGGCCCGGGCGCAGAUCAAGAUCCUCGCCCUCCUCGAGGAGUGGUCCCCCUACGCCGACGUAGAUGCCAUCAAGUCGCCCGAGACGGGCGACUCGACCUUCCCGCCCGACCCGACGCCCGCCGACGUCGCGCGCAUCACGCGCCGCAUGUACGAGCAGAGCGAUGCGCGCCGCCGGCUGGGCAUGCGCAGCCGCGAGAUUGUGCAGAAGUCCUUCAGCGGCGACCGCUACCUGCGCGAGCACGAGCAGAUGCUCUGGAUCGGUAAGGCCAAGAAGGACAUGGGCCUGCCAGCCUUCUCGCGGCCCUCGGCGGCGCGCAUCGCCGAGCCGCCUCGCGUGGCCGUGAGGACGAGCACGCUGAGUGGGUUCCCGACAAGGCCAAACCUGGUGCGGGAGAGCGUGGGUAGCAAGACGAGUAUCCGCCUUGGGGGUGAUGGUGGCAGCGCGAUGACGACGGCGACGAGGGCGACGCUGGAUAAAGACAUUAUGGCUGCUACUGCUGCUGAUGGUGCUGGUUCUGGUACUGGUGCGCCUAGUCUGGGAGAUGGUGGAGGCGAGAGCACGAUCUCCACGAGCUUUAGUUUUGCAAGUGGGGCUAGCACACCGGCGACCUUUAUGGUGGGCGAGAAGGAGUGGUUGCAGAAGCCGCGGGGGCUGGUGAGCGUGUUUGAUAUUGUGGGAAGGGCAGGUAAUCAGACGGCGAGCAAGCAGCUUGGGUCUCCGGUGGAGGUGGUUGAGGAGGAAAUAUUUUGA